GUGUCUGCUCCUCAGUCCCCAGCCUGCCCCAGCUGUGACCAGAGCAACCAGAGCCUGCCACCCGACGCAACCCCAGGCUCACUCGCUCACCCCCCCGGGCCCUCCUGCUUCCGGCCGGGGGCACCAUGGCCUGCCGCUCCUGCGUGGUUGGCUUCAGCAGCCUCAGCAGCUGUGAGGUGACCCCGGUGGGCAGCCCCCGGCCUGGAACCUCAGGAUGCGACAACUGCAGGGCCCCCGGGCCGGGCUUCAGCUCCCGCAGCCUCACAGGCUGCUGGUCGGCUGGCACCAUCUCCAAGGUGACUGUGAACCCCGGCCUGCUGGUGCCCCUGGAUGUCAAGUUGGACCCCACUGUUCAGCAGCUGAAGAACCAGGAGAAGGAGGAGAUGAAGGCCCUCAAUGAUAAAUUUGCCUCCCUAAUUGGCAAGGUGCAAGCCCUGGAACAGCGCAACCAGCUGCUGGAGACACGCUGGAGCUUCCUGCAGGGCCAGGACUCAGCCAUCUUCGACCUCGGGCAUCUCUAUGAGGAAUAUCAGGGCCGGCUGCAGGAGGAACUGCGCAAAGUGAGCCAGGAGCGGGGGCAGCUGGAGGCCAACCUGCUGCAGGUGCUGGAGAAGGUCGAGGAGUUUCGAAUCAGGUAUGAGGAUGAGAUCUCCAAGCGCACAGACAUGGAGUUCACCUUUGUUCAGCUGAAGAAGGACCUGGAUGCAGAGUGUCUUCGUCGGACUGAACUGGAAACCAAGUUAAAAAGCCUGGAGAGCUUCGUGGAGUUGAUGAAAACCAUCUAUGAGCAGGAGCUGAAGGACCUGGCAGCACAGGUGAAGGAUGUGUCGGUGACUGUCGGCAUGGACAGCCACUGCCACAUCGACCUGAGCGGCAUCGUGGAGGAGGUGAAGGCCCAGUAUGACGCCGUCGCGGCUCGCAGCCUGGAGGAGGCCGAGGCAUACUCUCGGAGCCAGCUGGAGGAGCAGGCCGCCCGCUCGGCUGAGUAUGGGAGCAGCCUCCAGAGCAGCCGCAGCGAGAUCACGGACCUCAAUGUGCGCAUCCAGAAGCUGCGGUCCCAGAUCCUCUCUGUCAAGAGCCAUUGCCUGAAACUGGAGGAGAACAUCAAGACAGCUGAGGAGCAGGGUGAGCUGACCUUCCAAGAUGCCAAGACCAAGCUGGCCCAGCUGGAGGCCGCCCUGCAGCAGGCCAAGCAGGACAUGGCGCGGCAGCUGCGCAAGUACCAGGAGCUGAUGAACGUCAAGCUGGCCCUGGACAUCGAGAUCGCCACCUACAGGAAGCUGGUGGAGGGCGAGGAGGGCAGGAUGGACUCGCCCUCAGCCACUGUGGUCAGCGCUGUGCAGUCCAGGUGCAAAACCGCCCCUUCCCUCCCCUACCCCUUAUGUUCCCUGUAGCUGCCUCCAGGUCAGGCCUCUCCAAGGCCCCCUCCCGAAAGAAGAAGGGCAGCAAAGGCCCCGUGAUCAAAAUCACAGAAAUGUCAGAGAAGUACUUCUCGCAGGAGUCAGAGGUCUCAGAGUAAGGCGGCUGGACCCCAGGAACCCCAGGGCACUCCACUGCAGCAGGAGGGACUUAAGCUAGACUCAAGAAAGCAGCUUGGAGCCUCUAGGUUGAGAAGAGAGGCAAAACCUGAUAUUGAACUGAGAGGGGGGUUCAAAACUGACUGCUGUUUUGUGGGCUGCCAGGGUGGGAGAGGAGCAUCACCAGCUGCUCAGAGCCACUCCGCUCCAUAUCAGUAUCUCACAGUCCCAUCCUUCCAACCUUCUGGCCAGAGGUUUUCCUGAUGGGUGAGCCGGAAUUAGGGGUCAGUUUUGUCUCCACCUCCUCGCUCCUCUGAGGCUCCUCCUCCAGCAUCAGGCUCUGCCAAGGCCCUUCUGACUCUUGCCCAAUCCUUGACCUUGACUUCUAUCUCAAGCCUUGCCUUGCCUCUGCCUCGGAACUGAGACUGGGACUGGCUCAUCCAACUAUGUGCGGGAGCCGAGGAGGACGGUGUGGGCCCUGUCCUGUAUCUGGAAUUCCUGGGAAGGCUGGCUGCUGAAGACCCUCUUGGCUUUCCCGUGCUCUUUGGGCUCCCCAGAGACCUGACAGUAUUAGGGAGUGAAGGGAGGAGGGGCCCUGGCUGUUUGGGACCUAAGCCUAGGCCCCAGAGAUCAGCCCAAAUACCCGCAUCCCUUCCUCCUCCCGUGGGUCCCUCCCAGUAGGCCAUAGUCAGAACUGGACGGGCUGCCCCCAGCCAGCUCCCAGCAGCUUCUCCGGAAGUUGUUCUUGCCAUAAUCAACUCCCUGGGAGUGGAAGCCAGAUGGCAGCUUGAGAUGGGGCAGGAGCAUUAGAUCUUCCUUUUACCUCCCUGCCAUGCUGGGGUCCUACCCAGCCUGGAUCUGAGCUCUUUGCCCCCAGCCCGGGUUGUUCCCAGCCUGAACACUGGGCUUUGGUGCACCAGGCCCUGGAGACCCCUGGUCCCACCCCUGCCAUGAAGCCCCAGGCCCACUUCCCAAGAAUUUCACUUCUCAGGGCCUCUGUUCUCUCCAUUGGGCCAAAUAGCCUGGCCCUCCCCUCCUUGGCAUUCAUGGGGGAGCCCAGGAACCCCCCACACCUAUGGGGUUAGAGCUCCUCCUUUCUUCUCACUCCUUCCCCUUCCUCCCUCCAUGCCCACUCCCCCUGCCUCCAGCAGGCCAGGAAGAAGGCACAGUCCAGGCAAGUCUGGGAGCUUCCAGUCCCUUGAGGUCCAGCUGUGGGGCCCAAAUGACAGCCUUACAAGGGUUCUACCAGAAAGGAAAAUUCCACAUCCCACCAGAAGACAGGGGUGUUGGCAGGCAUAUUCCUAUCUCCUCCUCUUGGCUCUCAAUGCUGAGGCUUGCAGAGGCAUCCCAGCGGCACCAGCCUCCCACUGCACAGCUUCCUUCCCUCCUUCACUCUCCUCUCCCCUCCCUGCCCCUUGCCUCACCUCCUCUUCUAGACUGCAUUAGAUUCAUUCAUCUCAUUUUCCAGGACAUGCUGGCCAGAGGUCUGGGCCCAUCCCAGGCCUCAAGGCCCUCCAGGCCUGUGGGGAGCACUGAAGGGUUACUGACUCUCUGGCCAUGGGAACUCAGACAUUCUCAUCCCCAAAGUCCCAAAAGAGGGUGCUGAUUGGUGCUUUUCCUCAGGCUCUUCAUUGGUUUCCAAGGGAGCAAAUCCUCAGUGGGGAUACAAGACAUGUAAAGUAUAUAUUAUUUUUUCAUAACUUAUGUGGCUUUUAACUUAUUGCUUCCCUUCCUGUUUCUGCAUGAUCAGUCUGUAUGAACUAUCUGGAAAGAUAACACAUACUCCAGCCACCUCACCUGAUUGGCUAUCUUGGGGCCAUGUCCCCUUCUUGCUGCCACAGGAUGAAUAAAGUGUUGAGAUUUGUCUAUGGAGAAAGCUGUGUGUCUGUUUUUAUCUCCCCUCUCAGGACCAGUCAGCCACUGGUCAAUCAGGCUGACCAUGGAACAUUAGGAAUUCUCCAAUUAAGGGAGAAAAAGUCCAGGGACUUAGUUAUAUCUUCAGACCAGUGCAGCUGGGACACACAAAGUUCUCCUGUCUCACCAUCUGAUAUGGUUUGGAUGCUCGUCCCCUCCAAAUCUCAUGUUGAAAUGUAAUUCCCAGUGUUGGAAGUGGAGCCUGGUGGGAAGUAUUUGGAUCAUGAGAGAGGAUCCUUCAUGAAUGGCUCAGCACCAUCUCCUUGGUGAUGAGUGAGUUCUCACUCAAUUCAUGUAGAUGUGGUUGUUUAAAAGAGUCUGAGACCUCUCCCCUCUUUCUCGCCAUGUGAUAUGCCUGCUCCCCCCUCACCUUCCGCCUUUACUGUAAGCUUCCUGAGGCCCUCACCAGAAGCUGAGCAAAUGUUGGUGCCAUGCCAGUACAGCCUGCAGAAUUGUGAGCCAAAAUAAAUGUCUUUUCUUUAUAAAUUA
Molecule: messenger RNA, 3920 nt
Organism: Gorilla gorilla gorilla (western lowland gorilla)
Lineage: Eukaryota; Metazoa; Chordata; Mammalia; Primates; Hominidae
Gene: KRT80
Product: keratin 80
Exons: 9
Coding region: 126-1394 (422 amino acids)
Biological process (GO): intermediate filament organization; keratinization
Cellular component (GO): keratin filament
Molecular function (GO): structural constituent of skin epidermis
Source: RefSeq, a predicted model, not a curated record